CAACUGCUGUGGUGCAGCCCAGGGCACACUGACGAAAGAAUCUUUGACACUUUGGACUGUUGCAAAACCCAAGGGGGGUGCAUUGAGGCUCUGCAUGCCCUUAACAUGGGGACUGUGAGGCCGGAAGAUUGCCACCAAACAGAAUCGACAAGCAUGACUGUCAAACAAGUGGAGACUGUUGAACCAGUGCAUGAUGAGUUUAUCGUCAUAUUUCCACGUAAGUGCCAGUUUUGAGAAAGACACUUGCAAAAACACUUUGCUGUAAAUUUUUAAACUCUUAGUUACAUUGUCCAGUCAGUUGAUGUGUUGUUCCAUUUCUACUAGCUGUUACUACUGUAGCUGUUGAUGUGGCGAGGAAGGUGGAGGUUGGAGACACGUCCACUCUUGGUAAGUAACUUCUCAGAGAGUGUUUCGUCAUCUAUUGUUGUGCCACAUCAAGGCUGUGUUUAUUCCAGAAACAAAUAGUUGGACAACUUUGUGUAUAGCUGUAGCCUACAUGUUUUCUCUAGUGUCAGUCAGAGCAUAUUGGUUUUUGUAUCUAAACAGUAGCGCAAAUGAUCAGUGGAUGCCAGGCGCCAUUUUGCAUGAUGUUGGUUACACUGCGUCCGGUUUAUUUGAACACAACCUUGUACUUCUUACACAGGAGAACACCUAUCCAAUAUUUACAUGGGGGAUUAUGCCUCAGCGUCAAUUGACUUCAUACAAGAGGUUUCUGAAGCAACAAAGUUAAUAUCCGAGUGUGGAAAGGAUUCUGUUCAGUCAAAUUACAUGGAACCACAACAGGAAGAACAGACUGGAGAGGGUCCUUACUCAGAUGGAAAGAUUUCUUCUCAGUCUGAGGCACAGGGAAAUUGUGGGAGAGGGAGAGGUUGUCCAAAUGGGCCUCCUGGCACUGGACGAGGAAGAGGUCGUCCAAAUGGGCCUCCCGGCCCUCAUCCGUGCAUGAACUGUCCAAUGACUUUCGCUCAGUUGGCACACUUGAGGGCCCACGAGAGAACACACACUGGGGAGAGGCCUUAUGACUGCUCUGAGUGUGGGAAGCGUUUCACUCAGAUAGCUCACCUAAAAGUACACCAGAGAAUCCAUACCGGUGAGAAGCCUUACAACUGCUCCGCGUGUGGGAAAAGGUUUGCUCAAUUGGCAUCCUUGCAAGUUCACCAAAGGCGGCACACCGGAGAGAAACCUUUCCAGUGCAAUCAAUGUGGCGCGAGUUUCUCUCAGUUAGCAAACUUGCUAGCUCAUAAGGCAAAACAUAUUGGCGGAGUACCUUACCCGUGCUCUGACUGUGGGAAGGUUUUCUCUACUGCAGGGAGUCUGAAGGUGCACCAGAGAGUACACACUGGUGACAAACCUUUUCAGUGCGGUUUCUGUUGUAAAUGUUUUACUCAAUUAGGAAACUUGAAAGCUCACAUAGAAAGACAUGAAAGAAAGGGGGAGACUUUGGCUCAGUCUGACUGAAAACAGAGGAGUAGAAAUCCUGAAAAUACACCAGUAGAAAAUACUGGACAAAUACUUAAAAGUUUGUGUGGACAGAGGUCUGAAUUAGGACGCCUAAAUCAUGUCAAUACAAAAAUAAGGGGUGUUAUAUCCCAUUAAAUACUUGUGUGUCGUGUCAGCAUUUAUUUGUGGAUAAUUUUGGAUUGCAAAAGUCACAACUAAUUAAGUAAUCUUGCAUCAGCAAAUCACUGCAUUCUCUGAAUGUAAUACAAAUUCAUUUUUAAAUCAGUUCCACUUCAAAUACCAGAAUUUUAAUAUUUAUUGGAGGCAAGAUUGGACAGAUCUUGGGAGAACCAGAACACGGCAUAGUCUGUUAUGGGAAAGAUUAGAAAAUACAUUAAGAAAAAGGUUUGCAGUUUAUUUUAGAAGUAGUGGAGCUCACUGUGAUGUUGUUGGAGUGAUGUUGAAUGGCCACCAGGGGGCUCUUGUCACUCUGGUCAAAGGGAAUCCCAAGGCCCCAGAGCAGUGACCGGGACACUGUGCAUUGUCUUAAGGCAGAUACGGCUCCUGGAGACACUUGUUGCAUUAGAAUAACACCAUCUGACGGAAGACAAUGGGACCCUGUGUUCAAAUUAAUUUUCUACACUUCAAUGCCUCAAUCUAUAGACCCCUCAAACUCAACUCUGGACCUCAAAGCCAGUGUUUUCUUUCUCCCAUUAUUCCCCUCUAAUCAGGGACUGAUUUAGACCUGGGACACCAGAUGUGUGUAGUUAAGUAUCAGGUAGAACAGAACCAGCAGGCUCCGGACCUUGUAGGGUAAGAGUUGAAUACCCUUGCUAUAGACUAUACACAGUAUACAAAACAGAGGAACACCUUCCUUAUAUUGAGUUGCACCCCCUUUUGCCCUCAGAACAGCCUCAAUUUGUCGGGGCAUGGACUACAAGGUGUCGAAAGAGUUCCACAUGGUUGCUGACCCAUGUUGACUCCAAUGCUUCCCACAGUUGUCAAGUUGGCUGGAUGUCCUUUGGGUGGUGGAUCAUUCUUGAUACACACAGGAAACGGUUUAGCAUGAAAAACCCAGCAGCGUUACAGUUCUUGACACACUCAAACCGGUGCCCCUGGCACCUACUACCAUACCCCGUUCAAAGGCACUUACAUCUUUUGUCUUGCCCAUUCACCUUCUGAAUGGCACACAAACCAUGUCUCAAGGCUUAAAAAUCAUUAUUUAACCUGUCUCAUCCCCUUCAUCUACACUGAUUUAACAGGUGACAUCAAUAAAUAAAGGAUUAUACCAUUCACCUGUGUCAAACUCGUUCCAUGGAGGGCCAAGUGUCUGCGGUUUUUGCUCCACCCUUUUACUUGAUUGAUAAAUGAAGGUCACUGAUUAGUAAGGAACUCCCCUCACCUGGUUGUCUAGGGCUUAAGUCAAAGGAAAAACCGAAAACCACAGACACUAGGCCCUCCAUGGAAUGCGUUUGACACCACUUGUAAAGGAAAGAGCAGGUGUUCUUAAUGUUUUGUACACUUAGUGUAGAUUAGACCAGACAGACGGGGGGGGGAGAUUGGGAAACCCUGGAUUAGACCAGGGAUGGGCAACUCCAGUCCUUUGGGUCCUGAUUGGUGUCACACUUUUGCCCCAGCUAACACACCUGACUCCAAUAAUCAACUAAUCAUGAUCUUUAUUUAAGAAUGCAAUUAGUUUUAUCAGCUGUGUUUGCUAGGGAUUUGGAAAAAGUGUGUCACUAUUACGGCCCUCAAGGACUGGAAUUGACCAUCCCUGGAUUAGACAAUAUAUCCAAUGAUCUACAGCAGGGCUUCCCAAUCCUCUUCCUGGAGAGCUACUGUCCUGUAGGUUUUCAGUCCAACCCUAAUUUAGCGUAUCUGAUUCAGCUAGUUAAGGUCUUGUUGAGCAGCUAAUAUGUAGAAUCAGGUGUGUUAAAUUAGGGUUGGACUGAAAACCCACAGGAUGGUAGAUCUCCAGGAAGAGGGUUGGGCAGCCCUGAUCUACAGAGUAUACCUGUUGAUUCUUGUAGAGUGACUUAUAAAUGCCUUGUUAUCAGCCAAGUACAGGGAUGGGCAACUUUGAUGGGGGUGGGAGUCACAAAAAAUCGGAACUCAUUAUAAGGGGCCAGUGGCUCGCGGGUCUAUUGCACCAUGUGUAUGUUUUCAUUCUACUAUUCUAACUCGCAACAGUAAGUUGAGACCCCGACUGAGUUCCUAAAAAACAGGAAAAUGUUUUUUUUGGGGGGGGUGUGAAUUGAUCCGAAUGCCUACACGCGGGCCACCAGUUGCCCAUUCCUGGCCUAGUACAACUGGUGUCAGAAUCAUGCUUACAUUUUGUUGCAAUUUGUCGUUAUUUCGGUUUUGAUAUGCUUUGCUUUUUGCAAUGUUUAAGAUGCUUUGUUUAUUCCAAGUUAAUAGGAGCUCACAAUAAUUUUCCUUUCUCCACUUUUCUUAAUCUGGUUAAGCCGCUUUAGAUCUUGAUUUUGCUUUAUUCAUUGAAAGUGUAUUGUUUUUAAUGUGCAAUCAUGUCAUACUUCACACCAAACAAAGCUGUUUGGUUUGUCUUUUGUGCGUUGUGGACCGCUGGUGACUAAUUCAUAAUAGUUAUGUGUCACAGGUAGCCCAUGGGUCUUAGGGGUGGGAGAGAGUGAUGGCUUGGCAAUUGAUUUCACAACGUGGUCAUCACAGGAAUGAGGUUGCAUUGAGCGUUUUAGUUUUUUCUUCAUCCAGUGGUCUAAGGCACUGCAUCUCAGUGCUUGAGGCGUCACUGCAGACCCCCUGGUUCGAUUCCAGGCUGUAUCACAACCGGCCGUGAUUGGGAGUCCCAGCGUCGUCCGGGUUUGGCCGGUGUAGGCCAUCAUUGUAAAUAAAAAUGUGUUCUUAACUGACUUGCCUAGUUAAAUAAAUAAAAAAUGUGGUUCACCAGCUAGUACUCCUCAUUGUUAUUUUGUUGUGUGUGUGUUACUGUCCUUGUGGGUACUGUAAAUCCCCCAAAGUCCCCACAAGGAUAGUAAAACAAGGGAAAUUCUCCCUCGUGGGGACAUUUCCCACAUCCCCAUGAGGACAAAGGCUAUUUUAAACUUAGGGUUUAGGAUUAUGGGGUUAGGGAAAAUAGGAUUUUGAAUGGAAAUCAAUUUUAGGUCCCCACAAGGAUAGUAAAACAUGCUGUGUUUGUGUCUUUGUUUUGAAGUUACCUCCCCAAACAUUCUGCUGCAUCCUGUGUAAACCGUUUUUGUUUACAGUUAAUCUCUACAGAAAUCCAGCCUAGGCUAUCAUUAACUGAACUACAAAACUAUUACUGGAAAGAGGAAGCACACAGCCAAUAUGAGUUCGCUUGGGUUUUCAAACUGUUUUUUGUUCCUUUUUCCCAAAUUAUGAAACUUUUUGAAAUCAUAAGCCUUGCUGACAUUCUGUGUUGCAAAAGUCCCAGUGAAACCCAACAUUUGUGUGGCAGGAAGGUUGCUGUGAACAACACUAAGGAAAAUAAAAGUAAUGUCUGUGUUACUCUGACCCUCUGAUUAAUUCAUCAUUGUUAUAUCUUCCUCUGCAUUUGGUUCAAUGAUCUGAAUUGGACUCUCCCCCCAGCCUCUCCCAUGGCAUAGUCAGCUAUGAUGUAUUAACUGUUCUUUUUAGAUUGAAUGUCAUUUUAACAUUGAUCUGAAGCACAUAUAUUUGUUUAGCGCCAAGAGUCAGUCACCGCUUUAUAUUCAUUUGCCAUGUAUCUAUAUCAUGAAAAUCCUUGUUAGUGUUAAAUGUAUGUACAUUACCCCAAUAAGUGAGGCAUGUAACUUAAUUUCUACUGAGUAGAUCUAUAACAACAACAAGAUCUUCAGGGAUCUCAUCUGUUUAUUUCUUUGAAUCCACAUUUGUUAUCUAUGUGAGAUAAAUCAAUAAAAAGCUGUUGUUAAAUGCACUGUAUUCUUGACUAUAACAGCUUUAUAACUUAAAGAAAAUAUGUUUGAGAUGAUCGCCUUUGAAUGAACUCUAAACUCACGGAUGAUGCAUAAAAAAAAUGACUGAAAUUAUUGACCCAAUGAACUCAUGGAUGAUGGCAGUUGAAAGGAUCAAUGCAAUCAAAGUUAUUACCGUUUCUCAGUAAAUGACCAGAGUGAAAGCUAUGUGAGGAUCCCAAGGUAUCUGUUGAGGGACCUCCUCCUACAGGGGCUGGCUGCUUUCUGAGCUCACACUGUUGCUAUAAAAAGCCAUCUUCCCAUUUCACCCAGCACACUUGUGGACUUGAUCAUCACUCUUCUGCAUCUCACAAUGGAGGAAACCUAUGUCAGGCAUGUGGAGUUGCUGGGCUUUGAGAAACGUUUCUUCCCCAGCCAGCACUAUGUGAGUUUGAGACUGCCAUUGUUGACCAAAAUACACAAUGGUUCAGUGGAGGUUAAUGCAGUACUUGUGGUUUGUUUCCCAGACACAGAUUAAGCCUAGUCAUAGACUAAAAAAGCAUGCUCAAUGGAGAUUCUCUAUUAAAAGUACUUCUUAGUCCGAUUCACUUCUUGUUAAUAGUGAAGAGAAAUGCUUAAAAAUCUUUAAUGUCCAGGUAUAUUAGUUAACAUUAAAUUGCUUUGAUAACAUUUUCAUUCAGCAAGAGCCAUUUCUGUUGAGCAUUUGAUUGGAGUUCUUCACUUAUCUUUUUGACUACUUUCUCUGAAGGUCUACAUGCUGAUGGUAAAAUGGAACGACCUGUCUGAGAAGUUGAUCUAUAGAGGGUAUCCGGAGAUCUACACCUUUCACGUGAGUAGCUGCCUCACACAACUUAAUAACCUGAAUGCAAAAAGUAGGAAAGAUGGACAGCUGUGUACGUGUAGUGUUUGUCUGUAUGCAAAUAGCAGUCGAAGGGAUUUCAUUGCUACCUCUGUAAAUGAAGCUUGUAAUAUGGAUAAAUGCUGUUGAAUGCCUGCCUUCCUACUACCCCCACUGAUCUGCAGUCAGUUGAUAAUGUGUCUGGGUUAUAGAAAUCCCUGAAGGAGAUGUUCCCCAUUGAGGCGGGUGACAUUGAUAAGAAAGACAGGAUCAUCCCUGCACUACCAGGUGAGGACAUGUAUCUGCUCCAAGGCUUACCUCUCCACCAUGAUAGCCGAUGUGUGGUUAGCGUUCUUGCACUGGUUGCCUGCAACACAUUGGUGGUGGAUGAGGUGAGUUUCCACCUUACCAUGUCAAGCGCUUUGAGCACCUAGGUGGAAAAUCAUGGAUAAAGAAAGUAUUGAUCACUCGACAAUUUACUAUAGAAGUGAUGUUGUAAUUCUAGUGUCCUUUGAGUGAUUCCUCACGAAACCCAGACAAAAUAAAUCAUGAUUUAGUCCUUUGGAGAAAGGAUUGUUGACAUUUGCAUCUAAAAGCAUAAUUGAGAAAUAAUGGAUCAAAGUUGGCAUAUGUAUGACAUUUUGGCCUUACCCAGGCCUUCUUUUAAGAUUCCCUAGUGUUUCAUAGGUAGGUGCUAUAAUGCAAACAUUGGUGUCAUAUGAAGUUUUACCGCUUGCUCUGUAAUAUAAGUAGUAUUUCAAUAAAAUAAAAUAAAAUAUAUAUAAAUAUGAACAUGGUUAAUUUUGGAGGGGGGCUAACUUUUCAAUAUAUUGUUGAAAAUUCUACGAUGCCAAUUUCUCUGGAAAUAAAUGGGCCUUAACUUUAAAACUAGCAGUGAUCCCACUCUGGAACUUUGAUAUGCCCGUUGAGCAUAUUAUGUUCAACAAUAUAUUGACAAAUUAGCCAAAUCAAAAAUGGUAUAUUUUCAAUAUUCAUACAUUUAUUUAAAAAUACAAACUUAUUCUACUCAUAUUACAGAGCAAGUGUGGUAACAUUUACAUUUUAGUAAUUUAGCAGACGCUCUUAUCCAGAGCGACUUACAGUUAGUGAAUGCAUACAUUUUCAUACUGGCCCCCCAUAACCCUGGCGUUGCAAGCGCCAUGCUCUACCAACUGAGCUACAGGGGACUAAAGCUUCAUAUGACACCCAUUUUUGUUUUGUAGCAUUAUGGAGUCUUAAAGGAGGCCUGGGUAAGGCCAAAAUGUCAUAAAUAUGGCAACUUUGAUUAAAGUUGAUUAAUUAUUUCUCAGUUAUGCUUUUAGAAUCAAAUGUCAAAUAUAUGUCAACAAUCCUUCCUCCAAAAGGACUAUUCUAUGGGUUACAUUUCGUGAAGAUCCCCAAAAUUAUGGUCCUUUUUUGUCUGGGUUUCGUGAGGAAACUCCUUUGCCUUUUUGCUUGAUUUGAAAACAUAAAAAAGUAUACAGGUAGGUGUUGAAUGCGCUUGGGUGAACAGACAAAAAAUAGUCAAUGCUUUGUAUAAGGAAACACCUGCUGCUGCAAUCCAGAUGUGACAAAUGUACUUCUCUUUUUUAAUACAAUGCUAAUCAGUAAACCAUAACUAAAUCAUGGUUCUGGGUCGGAUCUGAUAGCGCGAGUCGGCUUGGUUUCUGUCUCUCCCUGCUCUCAAUGUCACUCGCUCACAGUACGCCCCCCCCCCCCCCCCCGCCUGCUAGAGCGGCACCUCUCCAUCCUCUCACGCUUUAUCAGCUCUGGUUAAUAAAAGAGCUUAAAAAAUGAAUUUUCUGCUGCUUCCCUCAUUCGGAUCAGACUGGGUCUGGAUACGACCAGGUCUAUACGGAACGGGUCUAGUUGUCCUUGGGUCCGUUUGGAACGGGUCUCUAUUUAAAAAUGUUAUUUAUGCAUAUAGGGUCUGGGUGGGAAAGCCCCAGGUCCAUUUUGGAACAGGUCCAACUUUUUGGACCCGUGAAGACCUCUACUUUACAGUUAAACUGAUGGGUAGGGAUUCUGUAUGUUUAAGACAGGCAUAUUACGUAUUUUACACAUUUGAAUUUUUGUCAAACAGUUUGCACUUUCAUUUCUCCCUAAAGGCAGCAUGUUUUUAAUCCAAAGGUUGUGACCACUUGUGAUCCAAACCAUAUUAUUUAGCACAAAAACAAAACUAACUAACACAAGGACUUUCCCUCAACAGGGCUCAAGUGGUUAUUAAGGUUCUGUUGAUGCAACAUGGGAAAGCAGAAGUUCCAGACAAACCUCAUAAAUUGUAGACAAACCGCAUGAGAUUUGUCUGCAACUUCUGCUUCCCCAUGUUGCAUCAACACAACCUUAAACUUGAGCCUUAUUGAGGGAAAGUCCUUGUGUUAGUUUUGUAUUCGUGCAUAAAUGCAAAUUCAUUACUUAAAGAUCAUAGUGUGAUUUUCUGGAUUAUUGUUUUAGAUUCCACCUCUCACAGUUGAAGUGUACCUAUGAUCAAAAUUACAGACCUCUACAUGCUUUGUAAGUAGGAAAACCUGCAAAAUCGGCAGUGUAUCAAAUACUUGUUCUCCCCACUGUACCACUGUAGUAUACCAUUUAGAAUAUUCCAUGUUAAGGAAUGGGGGUUCUCUGUUUUCAAUUGCCCUGCUCAUAUUCUCCCUUUCCUUCCUAUCGUCAGCGCCAAAGUGGUUGGACAACCAAAAGAGCACAGAGACCAGGCAGAGCACUCUGGCUGAUUACUGCGGUUCUCUCAUCAACCUGCCCCCCAAGAUCUCCCGUAGCCAGCUGGUACGCAACCUCUUCAAGGUCCGACCGGAGGACGAGAACCCACCCGCUCAACACCCGUCAGUACAACUACAAGCACUGUCUCACUACUGAUCUGUAAACACUGUGGCUACAUUCUGAUUCUCUACCCUUGUCCUUACAUUUUAGUCAUUUUGCAGACGCUCUUAUUCAAAGCGACUUACAGUAGUGAGUGCAUACAUUUUAAUACUUUUUUCGUACUGGUCCCCCGUGGGAAUCGAACCCAAAACCCUGGCGCUUGCAGCAAUGCUCUACCAACUGAGGAAUAUGGUGGAAACUACCUCCAGCCAUGUACGCACCAAUCCAUUGCUUUUAAAUGCAUGAGGGGGAGUGAACCAGAGGAGGCUGGUGUGAGGAGCUAUAGGAGGAUGGGCUAAUUGUAAUAGCUGGAAUGGAGUCAAUGGAAUAGGAUCAAACACAUGGAAACAAUGUGUUUGACUCCAUUCCAGGAAGAUGUUCCCUUCCCUCUUCUCUUGUUCACCCCCUUCCCAGAUCUGAUAGGACUGGAUGGGUGAAAAGCAAUAUGGCGAAAACUAGGUGAAGUUAUUGCUUACUCCUACCCAGUUGUAUCAGAUCCAUUAAUGGAAAUGAACUAGGGAAGUGGACGGCUUCCUGGAAUGAAACUCAGCCUGUAUUACCUUUGCUUCUGGAUUGAUGAGUGAGUUCUCCAUGUUUCCCCUGUAGAUUAAAAAGAAAUGAGACCUUUGUGGUGUCCAAUGACAAGCCAAGAGACAACACUUCUGGUAAGACCUUGUCUCUAGUCUUUACCCUUUUAUUAACCCACUAAUAGAUACACUUUUCUUGCCAAAUGUGAGGGAAUAUGGGCUCUAGUGUACUAUAGUCCUGUUAUAAAGAGAUCUACCAUAGAGAUUUAAGAGUGUCAUUUUUGUGGUCUGUUCAGAGAUCUCUGGCCCCAUCAUAUUGGAAAGCUACCGGGUGAUUGCUGACUACAGCCACACCUCCAAGUAUGAGAUCACCCUGCAUACUGGAGACUUGGUGGAGAUUGUGGAGAAAAGCCCAAACGGUGAGUGACGAUAAGAGAUAACAUCACUGACCCAAUGAAUGGUCCCAGUCAGAGCAGAAGCCAUCUGAAAAUGGAGUUGCUGUAAAUCGGGGUGUUGUAUUCAGUGUACACUAGAUUACAGCACCAAGCAUGAACCAUGAACAUUUUGCAUGAAAUGAUAGGCACAAAAGUGUGCAUGUGACAAUGUGCACUGAAUGCAACAUACAGUUGAAGUCGGAAGUUUACAUACACCUUAGCCAAAUACAUUUAAACUCAGUUUUUCGCAAUUCCUGACAUUUAAUCCUAGUAAUAAUUCCCUGUCUUAGGUCAGGAGACUCAUGGGCGGCGCACAAUUGGCCCAGCGUCGUCCAGGGUAGGGGAGGGAAUGGCCGGCAGGGAUGUAGCUCAGUUGAUAGAGCAUGGCGUUUGCAACGCCAGGGUUGUGGGUUUGUUUCCCACGGGGGGCCAGUAUUUUAAAAAAAUAUAUGUAUUCACUAACUGUAAGUCGCUCUGGAUAAGAGCGUCUGCUAAAUGACUAAAAUGUAAAUGUAAAAUGUCAGUUAGGAUCACUUUAUUUUAAGAAUGUGAAAUGUCAGAAUAUUAGUAGAGUGAAUGAUUUACUUCAGCUUUUAUUUAUUUCAUCACAUUCCCAGUGGGUCAGAAGUUUACAUACACUCAAUUAGUAUUGCCUUUAAAUUGUUUAACUUGGGUCAAACGUUUCGGGUAGCCUUCCACAAGCUUCCCACAAUAAGUUGGGUGACUUUUGGCCCGUUCCUCCUGACAGAGCUGGUGUAACUGAGUCAGGUUUGUAGGCCUCCUUGCUCGCACACGCUUUUUCAGUUCUGCCCAUACAUUUUCUAUAGGAUUGAGGUCAGGGCUUUGUGAUGGCCACUCCAAUACCUUGCCUUUGUUGUCCUUAAGCCAUUUUGCCACAACUUUGGAAGUAUAAUUGAGGUCAUUGUCCAUUUGGAAGACCCAUUUGCGACCAAGCUUUAACUUCCUGACUGAUGUCUUGAGAUGUUGCUUCAAUACAUCCACAUAAUUUUCCUUCCUCAUUAUGCCAUCUAUUUUGUGAAGUGCACCAGUCCCUCACGCAGCAAAGCACCCCCACAGCAUGAUGCUGCCACCCCCGUGCUUCACGGUUGGGAUGGUGUUCUUCGGCUUGCAAGCCUUCCCCUUUUUCCUCCAAACAUAACGAUGGUCAUUAUGGCCAAACAGUUCUAUUUUCCUUUCAUCAGACCAGAGGACAUUUCUCCAAAAAGUACGAUCUUUGUCCCCAUGUGCAGUUGCAAACCGUAGUCUGGCUUUUUUUAUGGCGGUUUUGGAGCAGUGGCUUCUUCCUUGCUGAGCGGCCUUUCAGGUUAUGCUGAUAUAGGACUCGUUUUACUGUGGAUAUAUAUACUUUUGUUCCUGUUUCCUCCAGCAUCUUCACAAGGUCCUUUGCUGUUGUUCUGAGAUUGAUUUGCACUUUUCGCACCAAAGUACGUUCAUCUCUAGGGAGACAGAACGCGUCUCCUUCCUGAGCGGUAUGACGGCUGCGUGGUCCCAUGGUGUUUAUACUUGGGUACUAUUGUUUGUACAGAUGAAAGUGGUACCUUAAGGCGUUUGGAAAUUGCUCCCAAGGAUGAACCAGACUUGUGGAGGUCUACAAAAAAAAAAUCUGAGGUCUUGGCUGAUUUUCUUUUGAUUUUCCCAUGAUGUCAAGCAAAGAGGCACUGAGUUUGAAGGUAGGCCUUGAAAUACAUCCACAGGUACACCUCCAAUUGACUCAAAUUAUGUCAAUUAGCCUAUCAGAAGCUUCUAAAGCCAUGACAUCAUUUUCUGGAAUUUUCCAAGCUGUUUAAAGGCGCAGUCAACUUAGUGUAUGUAAACUUCUGACCUACUGGAAUUGUGAUACAGUGAAAUAAUCUGUCUGUAAACAAUUGUUGGAAAAAUUACUUGUGUCAUGCACAAAGUAGAUGUCCUAACCGACUUGCCAAAACUAUAGUUUGUUAACAAGAUAUUUGUGGAGUGGUUAAAAAGCUAGUUUCAAUGACUCCAACCUAAGUGUAUGUAAACUUCCGACUUCAACUGUACAUGGUGAUCCCUAAGGUGUCCCUGAUUAACCAACUGCUGCUCCUGGGUGGUGUUCAGUAGGCACAAAACAGAAGACAACAGACUGAAACAGGGAGAGAGUACCUGGACCUACCCAAUAAGAAACGCACAUUUUCAUUUUGAAACAUUUUAAAACGUUUACCAUUGCAUGCCCUACUGAACAUGACCUUAGCGCUCACUUGACCUUUGACCCCUCUACCAUGGCAGGUUGGUGGUUCUGCCAGUGUGAGGCCAAGCGAGGCUGGGUGCCCGCCUCUUACCUGGAAGCCCUGGAUGGACCAGAGGAGUCUGAAGAAGCCGAUCCCAACUACGCAGGCAAGUCUCACCACUUGCCAGGGCUCCAUCUAAAAUAAGAGCCAGGGAGGCUAGUGGUGUCACUAUCUACUAGUGAUUAUAUUUUUGACAAUAUCGCAAUAUAAUUUUUGCGCUAGUUGGCUGUACCUGCACCAAAACUUAUUUCAAAGCUUGUUCUCCAUCUUCUUUUUUAAAUAGGGGGCAAAUUUUGUUUUCAGCACUUUUAUUUCCAUAACUAAUCAAAAUGUAUUUUCUCAUGGCUCUCUCUUGUCCCUCUGCAGCAGACAUAUGGUGACAAUAUGUUUGGAACAUCGAAUCGCAAUAAAAUCACAGUAUCGAAUCACAAUACAAAUUAUAUCUGCACCUAAGUUUCGUGGUAAUAUCUUAUCGUGAGGUCCCUGGCAAUUCCCAGCCCUACUAUCUACAUUAGUCAUUUACAUUUUUAUCUAAUAUCUAUUGAUACGUGACACUGUUUUCAGUGAGGUCUCAGGAGAUUUGUUACGUUUUGUGUUGGCAGUAUACAUAGUAUAAUAUCAACCUAAUCUGAAACAAACUUUAAGAAGUUAGGGAAGCCAUUCCUCUAGGUGGUACACAAGCGUUGACUUAGAGCUCAUAAUUACAUUGUGUGUUGGUCCCCACAGGAGAACUCUACAUCACCACCAAAGCCUACAAGGCAGCACAAGAUGAUGAGCUGACUCUUGAGACGGGGGAAACUAUUGAGGUCAUUCACAAGCUCCUGGAUGGAUGGUGGGUGGUCAGGUAUGUAGGCUGAUUCUGUACUCUUCUACUCUUCCCUCUCUCUAUGUGUCUCUCUAUGAACGUCGGUCCACAGUCAGGCAGCUGUUUGGAUCAGUAGUAGCUUCUAUAUUUGCUACUGUUGUAUCAUGUAGCCACACACACACACUGUGUUUCUAAGUGCUUGUUGGGUGCAUAUUGUCUUGGAUAGGAAAGGAGAGGAGACAGGACACUUCCCCUCGAUGUUUCUCUACAGAACUGGAGAAAAGAAGGAGAUGGAGUCGGAAGAGCAUGUGAUUAGAAGACAGACACCUCCACCCAGACGGUAGGCCUACAAACUUCAGGAAAUGAGUUCCUCUACGGAUAAAGAAAGUUAUGAAAGAAUAGAAACUCUGACAAAGACGUCUACCUGGUCUUUCGUCAAUUGAUACUUCUCUUUUUAACGGUUGGUUUUAACUUCUCAUUUCUUCUUUCCACAUUUCCUCUUGGCUUUCAGUUCUACAAUCCGCAAUGCACAAAGUAUUCACAGCAAAGGACGGCAGCGCAUCAGCCAGGACACGUACCGCAGGAACAGUCGCCGCUUCCUGCAGCAGAAGGGUGGCCGGCCCAAUCAGCCCAGGAAGACGUCCAAGGCCUCCACACAGUCCCCGCUGCAGGAGAGGAAUAACAGAGGUAAACCUAGAGGUGCAAAGGGAGGGUAUAUUACUGAAAACGUUCAAAGUUUACCAGUAAACUACCAGAAUUUUGUUAUCAGUUUUUAUGUAAUCUAUCACAAGACAUCUAGUGGCCCUUUUGGGUACUUCAGAUUAUCACAGGUGUCUAAUAAUCUCUGGCCCUCUGUGUGGCUUUAUCGCAUGUAAAGAUUUAAAAAAUAGAAUGACAAAGUUGUAAAACAUUAUCCUAAAUAAAAACCAUCAACUUAGUGAAUACCACUGGUGUUUAAUAUGAGGGUUUCAGCAUGAAAUAUCCUUUACAUUUUCAUUUACAUUAAACAAAAAUAUAAACGCAACAUGUAAAGUGUUGGUCCCAUUUUUCAUGAGCUAAAAUAAAACAUCCCAGAAAUGUUGCAUAUGCACAAAAAGCUUAUUCCUCUCAAAUUGUGUGCACAAAUGUGUUUACAUCCCUGUUAGUGAGCAUAUCUCCUUUGCCAAGAUAAUCCAUCCACUUGACAGGUGUGGCAUAUCAAGUAGCAGAUUAAAGAGCAUGAUCAUUACACCGGUGCACCUUGUGCUGGGGACAAUAAAAGGCCACUCUAAAAUGUACAGUUUUGUUGCGUUUAUUUUUGUUCAGUAUAUUUGUUGUCAAUAUAUACAGGCAAGCUCAGCUCUAGGCACUCCUUUACAGCUCAGCUGUAAGGAACUUUGUGACAACUUCUACAUUUACAUUUGAUUUACAACUUCUGAUGUAAAAAGGGCUUUAUAAAAUAAAUUGAGCUCAAUCAUAUACUCCCAAGUGUUUGAAAGAUAGAUACUAUUUGAAACUGGGUCUCCGGUGGGGUAGUAUCGGCUAUGGCUUGCUCCCAUAGUAAAGGCCUUCAAUCAGAGAGCACAGAUGUACACUGAGUAUACCAAACAUUAGGAACACAGUUGUGUCAAGUUGGCUGGAUGUCCUUUGGGUGGUGGACCAUUCUUGAUACACACAGGAAACUGUUGAACGUGAAAAACCCAGCAGCGUUGCAGUUCUUGACACAAACCGGUGCAUCUGGCACCUACUACCAUACCCCGUUCAAAGGCACUUAAAUAUUUUGUCUUGCCCAUUCACCCUCUGAAUGGCACACAUACACAAUCCAUGUCUCAAUUGUCUCAAGGCUUACAAAUCCUCCUUUAACCUGUCUCCUCCCCUUCAUCUACACUGAUUGAAGCGGACUUAACAAGUGACAUCAAUAAGGGAUCAUAGCUUUCACCUGAAAUUACCUGGUCAGUCUAUGUCAUGGAAAGAGCAAGUGUUCUUAAUGUUUUGUAUACUCUGUGUGUAUUGCCAUCUCCAUAAAAGUAGCAAUGCGUAUGCCCAGUGUUGCCUACUUAGCAACUGUCGCUAUAUUUAGCGAGUUUUCAGACCCCUCUAUCCACACAUUUUCAAAAAAGCAACUAGCGACAAAUCUAGCGACUUUUUCUGGUGUUAUUGGAGACUUUUGGAGACUGACGUGAAAGCACGUAUCGUUCUUACUCUUCUAAACGAGCAGUGGGUGCCCCCGUGGGCCCCACCCCCGUGCCAAAGCACUCACAAGCGGCCCAGUCCUCGUGCAGCAGUCCCUCCCAGCUGCAGUCAGAGCAGGAGAUGUUCACCCCUUCACAUCCAGACUGCAAAUGAAUCGGGCAUGUGGGAAGCCGGCGCUGGCUGAUCCCUCCCGUGCUUACGUUCAGGGCAGGAUGUAAAUGUAGUGUGUUUUUUACUCACUAGAGACUUUUUGUCUCUCCCACAACGUUAUUCCUCUCUCCUACAGAGAUUAUGCAAAUUAGGUGAUAAAGUUUUUUUUACCAUUAACAUUAUGAAUGCAGAAACGUUUAAUGACCUGUCACACACUCUGGUAAUGACUGAAAUGCAUCUAUAAGGGGACACUACUCAUCCAGGGUUUUCUAUCCUCAUUGAAAACAGUUUAACUUUGCCUGAAUUCAAGCUAAAACGACACAGUUGAUAUAUUUUUUUUGUUGGGGGGGGGUGUUAUAACCGGAUUAUAGCUCCCAUCCAAAUGUCAUGAUGAAUAUAUAUAUAUAUUAAUGUCGUAGUAACCAGUCAACUCCAUUACACUCAAAAGUUACUUAAACAUCAACCAGUGAAUGCUAGCCAUCGUUAGCUAUGCUACCAGUCUGUCUUAAUGAGUGUUAGCAUGCUAACAGCAUACCCUGCACACAAAAAUAAUAUUUCUAAGGGGUAUGAAGUAGGUUAACGAUAUCAGCCAAAUAAUGUUGUAUCGGACAUUUCAAACAACAUUCCCAGCUAAUGAGAAACAGUCAUGGUAUUUAGUUUAAGAGAAUUAACGAGAUUGAGCAAAGAAAAUUUGGGCUAAUUUGAAUGCCCGCCAACGGCAGAUAUUUACAUCCGUACCCCAGUAGACCCCGCGUGACUGCUCCGAAACUUCUUGCUGUGUAUCCCUAUAAGAACUCCAACUCUUAGUCGGGGACUUAACGCACCGUCUCGAUACUUACAUUACAAAAAAUAGACGAAAGAUAACUUUAUUUUGGUGAGUGUUAAUUUUUUUGUGUAGUUGAAAAAAGUUAUACUUUAAUACAGUUGAAAUGUUAACAAAUGAGAUGUGCUGAAAUGAAAGCAACUUCCGUAAAAGUGAACACUCGGAUUAUAGUGAUAUUAUGUCUGGCCUCAAACACUGUAAAGGAUGCAUAGAUAGGUACAGUAUAACCUAGAGCAAGGCAUGUUGGUUUUAAAUUGGGUGUGUAUCCUUCUCUUGAAACACUUGUUGAAUUAUGCAAGCGAACGUGACAACAACAGUAAUGAAUAAUUAAUGAGGCAGUCUAGACUAGCCAUAUUCAACAGGUAGACCACGGUCCGCAUCCGGACCCAUUAAGCGGUCAAUACGGACCGCGGGUCCCGAAUAAAUACAAUAAAACAUUUUUAUUUUGGUUUUGGGAACUCAGUCGGGCUUUCAACUUACUGCUGUUGAGAGUUGUAAUAGUAGAAUGCACAAGGUGCAAUUUCGAAAUUUGGUAGUACAUGGGCAGUUUUCCUCUUGGUAUGUCAUUCGCUGACAGAUGUAGAGCUAUUUAUUACCUGUCAGAAAUGUCCAGUUGAUCAACUACUAGCCAAUGUAAACUAGAUAGGUAAAUUAGGCUAACCAGAUAUUUAAAUCUUGUUUUUAUCUUGGCCAGCUUACGUGCGCAGGGGCCUCAACCCCCAGGGGACCCCCAUUUGAUUUUGUUGAGUCACUCCGGUAUCUUAUAAACACACAUUGCAAAAUGUGAACAGAUUGAACAGUUUGGGGUUCCAUGGGUUGCGAGGUGGGAGUUUAUUACUACUACGCCGAUAAAUUACAAUAUCCAUUCGGAUCUUUGCCACCUAGGAAAUUUGUGUGAUGGGACCUUCUCAAAUAGUAGUUUUUUAAUUUUUUAUUUAACCAGGUAAGCCAGUUGAGAACAAGUUCUCAUUUACAACUGCGACCUGGCCAAGAUAAAGCAAAGCAGUGCGAUAAAAACAACAACACAGAGUUACAUAUGGGGUAAAACAAAACAACAGAAAAUAUAUAUACAGUGUGUGCAAAUGUAGCAAGUUAUGGAGGUAAGGCAAUAAAUAGGCCAUAGUGCAAAAUAAUUACAAUUAGUAUUAACACUGGAAUGAUAGAUGUGCAAGAGAUGAUGUGCAAAUAGAGAUACUGUGGUGCAAAUGAGCAAAAUAAAUAACAAUAUAGGGAUGAGGUAGUUGGGUGGGCUAAUUUCAGAUGGGCUGUGUACAGGUGCAGUGAUCGGUAAGGUGCUCUGACAACUGAUGCUUAAAGUUAGUGAGGGAGAUAAGAGUCUCCAGCUUCAGAGAUUUUUGCAAUUCGUUCCAGUCAUUGGCAGCAGAGAACUGGAAGGAAUGGCGGCCAAAGGAGGUGUUGGCUUUGGGGAUGACCUUUGAGAUAUACCUGCUGGAGCGCAUACUACGGGUGGGUGUUGCUAUGGUGACCAAUGAGCUAAGAUAAGGCAGGGAUUUGCCUAGCAGUGAUUUAUAGAUGGCCUCGAGCCAGUGGGUUUGACGACGAACAUGUAAUGAGGACCAGCCAACAAGAGCGUACAGGUCACAGUGGUGGGUAGUAUAUGGGGCUUUGGUGACAAAACGGAUGGCACUGUGAUAGACUACAUCCAAUUUGCUGAGUAGAGUGUUGGAGACUAUUUUGUAAAUGACAUCGCCAAAGUCAAGGAUCGGUAGGAUAGUUAGUUUUACGAGGGCAUGUUUGGCAGCAUGAGUGAAGGAGGCUUUGUUGCGAAAUAGGAAGCCGAUUCUAGAUUUAACUUUGGAUUGGAGAUGCUUAAUGUGAGUCUGGAAGGAGAGUUUACAGUCUAACCAGACACCUAGGUAUUUGUAGUUGUCCACAUACUCUAGGUCAGACCCGUCGAGAGUAGUGAUUCUAGUCGGGUGGGAGGGUGCCAGCAGCGUUCGAUUGAAGAGCAUGCAUUUAGUUUUACUAGUGUUUAAGAGCAGUUGGAGGCUACUGAAGGAGUGUUGUAUGGCAUUGAAGCUCGUUUGGAGGUUUGUUAACACAGUGUCCAAUGAAGGGCCAGAUGUAUACAGUAGGGAGAAAAAGUAUUUAGUCAGCCACCAAUUGUGCAAGUUCUCCCACUUAAAAAGAUGAGAGAGGCCUGUAAUUUUCAUCAUAGGUACACGUCAACUAUGACAGACAAAAUUAGGAAAAAAAAUCCAGAAAAGCUAGGCUAGACAAUCUGGACCCUUUCUUUCUAAAACUAGCCGCCGAAAUUGUCGCAACCCCUAUUACUAGCCUGUUCAACCUCUCUUUCGUAACGUCUGAGAUCCCCAGAGAUUGGAAAGCUGCCGCGGUCAUCCCCCUCUUCAAAGGGGGUGACACUCUAGAUCCAAACUGUUACAGACCUAUAUCCAUCCUGCCCUGCCUUUCGAAAGUUUUUGAAAGCCAAGUUAACAAACAGCUCACCGACCAUUUCGAAUCCCACCGUACCUUCUCCGCUAUGCAAUCUGGUUUCCGAGCUGGUCAUGGGUGCACUUCAGCCACACUCAAGGUCCUAAACGAUAUUAUAACCGCGAUCGAUAAUAGACAGUACUGUGCAGCCGUCUUCAUCGACCUGGCCAAGGCUUUCGACCCUGUCAACCACCGCAUUCUUAUUGGCAGACUAAAUAGCCUUGGUUUCUCAAAUGACUGCCUCGCCUGGUUCACCAACUACUUCUCAGAUAGAGUUCAAUGUGUCAAAUCGGAGGGCCUGUUGUCUGGACCUAUGGCAGUCUCUAUGGGGGUGCCACAGGGUUCAAUUCUUGGGCCGACUCUUUUCUCCGUGUAUAUCAAUGAUGUCGCUCUUGCUGCUGGUGACUCUCAGAUCCACCUCUACGCAGACGACACCAUAUUGUACAGUGGGGGAAAAAAGUAUUUAGUCAGCCACCAAUUGUGCAAGUUCUCCCACUUAAAAAGAUGAGAGAGACCUGUAAUUUUCAUCAUAGGUACACGUCAACUAUGACAGACAAAAUGAGAUUAUUUUUUUUCCAGAAAAUCACAUUGUAGGAUUUUUAAUGAAUUUAUUUGCAAAUUAUGGUGGAAAAUAAGUAUUUGGUCAAUAACAAAAGUUUCUCAAUACUUUGUUAUAUACCCUUUGUUGGCAAUGACACAGGUCAAACGUUUUCUGUAAGUCUUCACAAGGUUUUCACACACUGUUGCUGGUAUUUUGGCCCAUUCCUCCAUGCAGAUCUCCUCUAGAGCAGUGAUGUUUUGGGGCUGUCGCUGGGCAACAUGGAUUCAGACACUGCUAGAACAUCAGGGUUGGCGGAGUGUGCUAACGCAGUGAAUAACUCAAACUUAGGAAGGAGACUUCUGAUAUUAACAUGCAAGAAACCAAGGUUUUUACGGUUACAGAAGUCAACAAAUGAUAGCGCCUGGGGAGUAGGAGUGAUACUGGGGGCUGCAGGGCCUGGGUUAGCCUCUACAUCACCAGAGAAACAGAGGAGGACUAGAAUAAGGAUACGGCUAAAGGCUUUAAGAACUGGUCUUCUAGUGCGUUGGGGACAGAGAAUAAAGGGGGCAGAUUUCCGGGCGUUGUAGAAAAGAUUCAGGGCAUUAUGUACAGACAAGGAUAUGGAAGGAUAAGAGUACAGUGGAGGUAAACCUAAGCGUUGGGUAACAAUGAAAGAGAUAGCAUCACUGGAGGCACCGAUUGAGUCGGUCUCUGCGUGUAUGGGAGGUGGGACAAAGGAGCUAUCUAAGGCAGGUUUAGCUGGGCUGGGGGAUCUACAGUGAAAUAGUACAAUAAGAAAUAACCGAAACAGCAAUAAGCAAACCAUAUUGACAUGGGAGAGAGGCAUAAAGGAAUCACAGGUGUAAUUUGAGAGAGCUAAGACAACAGCUGGUAAUGGCGACACAGUUUGGGCUGAGGCUAAACAGGAUGUGGUACUGUAAAAAGGAACAGUCCAGCAGGCAUCAGCUGUAUAGCUGAGUUAUCAGAAGGUCCGGUGAACAGCAAUAGGAUAGUUCGGAGGUAGUUCGGGGGCUGCUAAAGCACUAGCGAGCAAGAGGCCACGGCUAGCGUGUGCUAGCGGGCCGGGGCUAGCAGAUGGAAUCUUCGUGGUCGACGUCGUAACGGGAAGCCUGUUGUAACCACAUCAGACGAUUUCGUCGGCAGACCAGUCGUGUUGGAUCGGCGGGGCUCCGUGUCAACACUAGGUGGUCCCGUCCGGUUGACAGAGAGGUAGAUAGCCGGGAGAUGGGCCUGGCUCAUCUCAUGGGCCUGGCUCAAAGCUAGCUCAGGCUGAUUAGCCAAACCACAACGGCAAUUUUGUUGCAGCUAGCUGGUAGCAAUGAAUCCGGUGUUAAAGGUCCAGUGAUUCAGUGAUUCCGGCAGAAAAACCGAUAUGUUCUGGGUCGAUAACGCGCUGUGCAGACUAGUUGAGUACACCCUGGUCUAGACAGUGCAGGUGAGCGCAGUUUAUAAUUAAAGGUAGCCUAGACAGAGGAACGUAAAUGUAUAUAUGAGUGCAUUAUAAGAAAAAGUGAAAUGUUACAAUUAAUUGAAUACCUGAAUUCCCACCAAUGCCUGAACUUCAUUAAUUAUUUGUCUCUCCCAGUACAAUGUCUUAUGUACUUAUGUGCUAUAUAAUCUGAUGGAUUGGAACAAUUCUAAAAGUUUGGAGUCUCUUUAUCUUCAUCCAAUGUCCAACUGUUAGAUUGAUCAGAAUUGUAUUUUUAACCUUUAAUUUAGACAAUUGUUGCUAAUAAAAAGUCCUUCAUAGUUCUCUAAUCUCUACAGAUUGACUUUAGGCCUGGUUUAUUGUGUUGUUUUUCAGACAACAUCCCAAAGACAGCGGGCUCUAGUCCGGGGUGUGAGCUGAAAGGGGCUCCCCUCAUCCCCCCUCGGCCCAGUCCUGAACUCAUCAUGGAGCGCUGCACAGAGAACACACGCAAGAAAGUCAGUGUCCGCAAAUCGAACUGAGCUUAAAGCUUUAAACUGUGUGGAUCUGGACUUGUGUCAGCAAUGCAAUCAGAGAUGGGUUAAUGUGCACAUUACAAGCUAAACAGCCGAUAAAGCCAACCAUGUGUGCCAUAGAGGGCAUUUAGUUCUUAAUGUUAGCACUAGCUAACUGCUUAUGGAGAAAGUAAAACAAUAGUGAAUGUAUACACA
Molecule: messenger RNA, 21396 nt
Organism: Coregonus sp. 'balchen'
Lineage: Eukaryota; Metazoa; Chordata; Actinopteri; Salmoniformes; Salmonidae
Source: the annotation of a GenBank genome assembly